AUGAAUUCCUCCUUCCCUUUCCCAGAGAGCCACCUCCGCCUGCAGGAGCUUUUGAAAGGAGAGAACGUGUCCCUGCCUGGAGUAUGGAAUGGGAGCCAGGAGCUGGACUGGGAGGAGCUGGAAAAGAUGCUCUUCCUGUUUGCAAAGGAGCCUGUCACCAUCAGCCUGACCAUCCUGUACCUGCUCUCUUUUGUGGUGGGAUUUGUUGGGAACAUCAUGUCCAUCAAAGUGCUCACCAGGAAGCGUAGCAGUCGGAUGCCCAGUCUGAGUGCCACCAGGAGCCUCCUUAUCAACCUGGCCAUCUGCGACUUGAUGGUGGUGUGCGUCUGCAUGCCCAUCACGGUGGGGAACUUGAUAUACAAAGCCUGGGUGUACGGGGACUUCCUGUGCAGGGCUGUGCCAUUCAUCCAGGCCGUGUCUGUCUCAGCCAGUGUGCUCAGCCUCACGGUCAUUAGUGUGAACAGGUAUUACAGUGUUCACAACCCUCUGAAUGCCAGGUCCUUCUUCACCCAGAGGAAGAUCCUCAGCGCCAUCCUGGUGGUGUGGGUCCUGUCCUCUGGGAUCUGCAUGCCCCUUAUAUUCAUGAACAAAAGGGAUGAGAUUGGGGCAGUGGAGGGACUGCCAUUGGUGUUCCCAAUCUGCAGGGAAAUAUGGCCUCAAGAGAAGCUCAAGCAAGCCUACAACUUCCUGCUCUUCUGUGCCCUCUACUGCCUGCCCGUGCUAUUCAAUAUGGUCAUCUGCUUCCUGACCGUGCGAAGGCUGUGGAGCUGCACCAGCCAGUUAAAGGAGUGCAACUCACUGAACCAAUCCCUGCCAGCCUCCAGGCUGAAGAUCCGCAAGAAGGUGGCCCAGAUGGUGGUGGCCCUGGUCCUGCUGUUUGCCAUCUCCUGGCUGCCCUUCUACAUGAUGGACAUCUGGAUUGACUUCAACAUCCCCAACUCUUUGCAGGAUGUGACUCCAUCUCCCUGGGUCCUGCAGCUCAGACCUUUUGCUCAGUGGCUAGGCCUCACCAACUCCAGCCUCAACCCCAUAUGCUAUUGCUUUGUUGGGAACCUCUACAGGUCAGCCAAAGAAAUGAAGAGCAAAUACCACCAGAGGAUGGUCUCCCUUUUUAACUUCUCUCUGUCUGAAGGGACUGCACUUUCUUCUGUGCCUGAGUUGCUCUCUUACAGGAACUCCACGGACUCUGCAAGGAAAGAGUCCAGCUGCACCCUAGGAAUGGGCAAGAGGUGUCAGGGGGACUCUGACCCUAAGAACAACUGUGAAACUUCACUAAUGUCCUGCCAGCCUCUGUCUCUAAACACCAUGUCUAGUGAAAAGACUUCUCUAUAA
Emys orbicularis (European pond turtle) is the source of this 1332-nucleotide messenger RNA. Its product is annotated as galanin receptor type 1-like. Gene Ontology annotation, molecular function: G protein-coupled receptor activity; peptide binding. NCBI's taxonomy places the organism in Eukaryota, Metazoa, Chordata, Testudines, Emydidae. The transcript has a single exon. The record is from RefSeq and is a predicted model, not a curated record. Gene Ontology annotation, cellular component: plasma membrane. Gene Ontology annotation, biological process: cellular response to hormone stimulus; G protein-coupled receptor signaling pathway. Bases 1 to 1332 code for a protein of 443 amino acids.